This is a messenger RNA of Saccostrea cuccullata (small rock oyster), 1235 nucleotides long. RefSeq names its product protein MMS22-like. The transcript has 14 exons. The record is from RefSeq and is a predicted model, not a curated record. Gene Ontology annotation, cellular component: nuclear replication fork. The annotation marks the transcript as partial. Gene Ontology annotation, biological process: replication fork processing; double-strand break repair via homologous recombination. Lineage: Eukaryota; Metazoa; Mollusca; Bivalvia; Ostreida; Ostreidae.
AUGACAUAACAGACAUUGAAUUUGCUAUACCAUAUGAAUGUUCAAGUUGCAAAAAUAAUACAGCAGAGUUGAAAAGAUAUCUGAAGUGUCUUUCAAGUGAAGCAUUACCCACUACACCACACACCAUGGAGCUUUUUGACCAAGUUUUUGUAAAAGGCCAUUUUCAACAGAAGAAUAGGAACAGUGCAUUUAUUAUGAUGAGACAGUGGAUGAAUAUUAUAAGCAGUCCUGAUAUCACCUUUGAUACCAAAAGCAAGGCAGAAUAUCGACAGGACAUUGUAAAAUUUUUGGAAUUUAUAAAGUACUUCAUUGCAAGUGGUGCCAACAGAGAUGUAUAUGAGGCCUUGGUGAAGGAGAUCCAUGGUAUUCUACUGUACAGUGACAGACUGUCAGAAUUUGAUCGGGAACUUUCGGACUGCAGUGAUCAUGAAGUCAACCAUUUCCACUCUUGUCUGGAUGUUUAUGUUGGCGUUCUUAAAGUUCUUCAUAUUAUAGAAAUCAAAUCAACAGAUUUUUCCAGCAGCUGGUUUCCAAAACGAUGUGUACUGGGAAAUCAGUACACAGACGCUGGUUCAAGCUUUGACUCAAUGGUUCAUUUGUUGGUUUGGGAACUUAUUACGCUGUCCAAGAAACUGUUUAAACAGUCUUCUCUCCAAGAACUACAGACAAAAUCACCCUUUGCAUGUCCCUGCUUGAUAGAAGUUUGGAAACAUAUUAAAAUGUUGGUAGAUCACGUGCAUCAGAAAAGCAAGGAAGAGUUCUUUUAUGAGCUUCUGUUUGAUAUAAUAAGAAGAAUUCUCCAGCAACCUGAUGCUGCCAGUGGAGAUGAAGAGAUGGACUCUGAUGUUUAUAAAUAUCCACAGAAGGAACUUUUUGUUGACGAUAAUGGAGAAUUCUGUUUGUGGAUUCUGGUUCAUAUAUCCAAAAUGGCUGGUCACAUCAUUCAACAGAGUUUGGGUCAAAAGAUGAAAGAGAUUAUUUCAACUGUUUUAAAAUCUUGUUUAUCAAAGGACAACGUAACAGAGUGUCAGCUUCGCUUUGUGGUUGGUUUGUGUCAAGAUCUCCAUGCUGACACAAAGGCUGGCAUACUUAACCUUCUUUGGGAAUGUUUUUACAAGAAAAUGAAUAGCAGUUUUUUCUUGAAUACAAGGAGCAUAGAUUCUGUGGGAAGACUAUGCAAGAGUGCUGGUCAGCAGUUAGAAUUGUGCACCAGAAUAAGCAAAGGGGAAAGGUAA